Symbiodinium sp. CCMP2456 is the source of this 819-nucleotide messenger RNA. The record is from the annotation of a GenBank genome assembly. Lineage: Eukaryota; Dinophyceae; Suessiales; Symbiodiniaceae.
AUGGGAAUGUCAUUCGAUCAGCAGGGCGAUCAGAGUCAGCAACUUGAUGAGGGAGCGACUGCCAUCAUGUUGAGGCGGUUACCAUCCAAGUUGACGAUCGAGAGCUUGCUGGACAUCUUAAGCCAGUUCUGGCCAAGCCGCUACAACUUCGUCUACGUCCCCCAUGACAAGUCACGGGCGCGGAAUGUGGCCUUGGCCUUCAUCAAUUUCACGGACAGCGAAACGGCGAGGAUGGCAUACGACUACUUUCAGGGGCGUAGCAAUCCGAUGGACGUCCGGCUUGGGAGUCACAUUCGUGUUUCCCAGGCAGAUGUUCAGGGUCUCAGUCUCAAUCUGGCGUACUUCGUCGCCAGGAGUGGGUUUGCCGACAUGGAUAAUCCCCAUGCUCCUCGAGUCUUCGAGAAUGGUUGGCGGGUCAAUCUGUCAGAGACUGUGCAGAAGCACGUGACAAUGGAACUGAUGGCACAGGCAAGUCAACACAUGAAAGCAGUCGAAGAUGCCAGAGCAGCCAGAGCGAGAAGAGACCCUCCCAAGCAUGACUCGAACCAGCAUGACACGAGGAGGAGAGGCGAUGUUCCACCACAUGUCAAUGUGCGAGAGGUUCCGGGCAUGCCUUGCUGGCAUACAGCCGGAAGGGAUGACAGCAGAUCACUGGGGCUACUAGGAGCUUGCGAAGGCGGUGGGGCAGAUCCCGGCGCCAGCAGCUCUUCGAGCUUUUCGACAUCCGGGCAGCGUCAAUGUGGGGAAGGGCUUGAUGAGCUCUUUCAUGCGGGCUUAGCAGAGCAGCAACCAGACGGGUCCGUCUACUUUUUUUUGUAG